AUGGAAGAAAUAGAAUUGUAUGUCCUCGAAAAUAAGGUAAGGUUCGAAAAGUGGUUACAAACCCAAGCAGGAAAAUAUCAAGGCCAAGCCAAUGUGAUAAGUGAUCAUAGAUCGAGUAUGAGUAAAAGUAGCGUUGCAGAAAGUGUAACCCAAGCAAUACAUGACCACCAAUUGAAAUUAAAAGAGCUCGAAGAGGCUGAAGGGUUUAGUAAGCCUUAUGAUUCCAGGCGAUACUGCUUACGUGACAACAGAACAUAUGAUGAAGACAAAUAUCAAGGCCGGAGUGUAAAUGCCUGUAAAUAUGGAGACCUUCCAGAUGUGCCCAAUUCAAAUUUCAUAGAAAAGAUGGAAUCAUUCGUCAAAGAACUACGAAAACCCAACAUGGAUAUUAGGCCAUUUGAUGGUAAUUCUCUCGACUUCAAUAGAUUUAUGAGACAAUUUCGUACAAAGGUACUUAACUACUGCACUUCCUAUGAUGAACGUUUAAACUACUUAGAACAAUUUACCUCAGGGGAAGCAAGGGAAAGAAUACAGGAAUUUAUGAGCCUGAAUCCAGAAAAGGGUUACGAGGCAGCCUUAAAAGAACUUGAGGAUUGUUAUGGGAAUAAUGACGCUGUAGCUCAGGCUUAUAUCAAGAAGGCUCUAGAUUGGCCAGUAAUCAAGGGAAACGAUGUAAAAGCUCUUGACAAAUUGUCCAUAUUUCUCACAAGAUGUAAGUAUGAUAUACUAAGCAUGGAUUCAGUUAAAACUUUAGAAAACCCAGAUAACAUGAGAAGACUUGUUAUGAAAUUGCCAUACAGCAUGCAGGAAAGGUGGCUUACAAUUAUCUGCAAUAAGGGUGAAACUUCUAAGCCUAUAGUAUUUUCAGACUUGGCAGAGUUCGUUUCCAGGGAAGCCAAGAAAGCCAGGCAUCCCAUAUAUGGUAGGGAUCGACUAAACGAAGGUAAAACUAAUAACCCUAAGAUAAGGCAAGUAUUUGCUACACAAGUCCAAGAAAGAGAAAUUAACAGAAGUAGUGAUAAAGACUACCAAAAUAAAUGUCAUCACUGUAAGGGAAAUCAUAGGCUACUUAACUGUAAAAGGUUUAAGGAACUCGAAUAUAAAGGGAAAGUUGAACUAAUAAGGGAAAAGAAAUUGUGCUUCGCAUGCUUAAGAACUGGUCAUAAUAGCUCUCAAUGUUUCAAGAAGGAAAUUUGCCUUAAGUGCAAAUUAGAACAUCCCACAAUAAUGCAUGCGGAGAGAAUGUUUGAUAAGGCUAAACAGAAUACACCACUACAGGACGAAAAUAAGAAUCUAAAGGCUGAAUUAGAGAAAUUAAAAAUUGAAAACAUGACAUUACAAAAAAGGUGUGAACAACAAGAAGCUCAAAAUACCAAAGAAGUGGUAAAUGUAAAUGCAGAAGCUUGUCAUACAUUGUCAAAGGGAACAGAUAAAAUGGCCACAUUAGCAAUCAUACCAGUAAAAGUUAAAAGGAAGAAUAGUCACAAAACCAUACAGACACUAGCAUUCCUAGAUCCAGGUUCAACUACAACUAUUUGUUCGGAGAAACUAAUGAAUGAGCUGGAAUGUAAGGGAAAAAGGGUCACAUACAACUUAGAGACCCUUACUGGGAAAAGGAAGGUAAGCUCAACGGUACUGAAGGAUAUACAAAUUAGCGCCUUGACAGGAAACGAUCUGGUAGCCUUAUCAAAUGUUCAUUCUCAGGACAAUAUAAAUAUUUGCAAAGGGUUUAUGCCUUCAAGGGAAGACUUAAAUAAAUGGUCACAUUUAAAGGACUUAGAGAUUCCACAAUUCGAUGGAGAAGUAAAUCUAUUGAUCGGAAACAAUAACCUAGAAGCAUAUAGACCAUUAGAAAUUAUAUCAGGAGAAGAAUAUUGCCCAAUUGCUGCCAAAACAAGAAUAGGUUGGGUACAAUGGGGUCUUCUGAAAUGA
Molecule: messenger RNA, 1932 nt
Organism: Penaeus chinensis
Lineage: Eukaryota; Metazoa; Arthropoda; Malacostraca; Decapoda; Penaeidae
Exons: 2
Coding region: 1-1932 (643 amino acids)
Source: RefSeq, a predicted model, not a curated record